CUUAUAAAUCACACCACAUAUAGUUCGCGCCGACAGCUAAUGGCUUUGGUCGCGGUUCGCCAGUGCUUGUCACUCGCGUAGGUUGGCAAACAGGCUAGCGAGUAUGGCUGCAGGACAGGAUCGUGCGAGCGUGGUGGCGUCUGGCUUCCUCACGCUACUGGCGUCGCAGAUCGGCACGCGGCUGGUGACAUUCAUCAUCAACUUGCUGAUUGCGCGGCACCUGUCACCGGAGGCGUACGGGCUGUCAUCGGUGCAAUUCCACCUGCUCACCACCACAGCGUUGUUCAUUAGCCGGGAAGGCUUCCGGCGCGGCUGCUUGCGCUUCGGCGGCGGCGCCGGUGCCGACGAUGAUGCGGAUGCUGCCUCAGACAGCAGCAAGUCAAGUAACGGGGCUAAGGGUUCGGCUGGAAAGCAUAGCAACGGCAGCGUUGGCAAAGAUAGCAGCAGCAUUCAAGGCAGUGGAAUAGACAACCGCGCCGUGCUGCGCGUGGCAUGGCUGGUGGUCCCGUUAGGCGUGGUCGUGACCGCAGCGGUGUGCGGCCUGGCCAUAUGGCGCCACGACGCGGCUGUAGCAGCUGCUGCCGCUAGUACUGGUGCUGCUACUGCCAAUGGCAGGGGCGAGUCAGCUGCAGUGCCGUACUACCGGGAGGCGGUGCUACUGCAUGGCCUUGCGGCGCUGGUGGAGCUGGCGGCGGAGCCCUUCUACAUCCUUGCCUCAGUGCACCUCAUGUUCGGAGCGCGUGUCGGCGUGGAGUUUGCGUCAACGCUCACCAAAAGCCUAGUUACGCUGGGCCUGCUGUCCCUCCCGUCCCUGGCGCCCGCGCUCCUGCGGCGUCUGGGCCUCGCGCUCAGGCCGGUGGAGCCGCCUGCUGGCUCCGCCGCCCGCUCCGCCGCCACAGGCCUGCCGCCGGCGCUGGUGUUCAGUGCGGCACAGCUGGCGCUGGCGGCGGUGGCGCUGGCGGGCUACGGCGCUGUGGGCUGGCGGCUGCUGCGGGCGGACAAACGCGCGGGGGCGCGCAGCAGCUGGCUGUCUCGCUGGACCCCGCAGGAGCUGCGGGUGUUGGGAACCAGCGCCGUCUUCACCCUGCAGGCGGUGGAGAAACUGGCUCUGGCCGAGGGCAGCAAGGUGGUGUUGGCCACGAUGCAGUCCGCCGUCAACCAGGGCGUGUACGGGCUGGUGUCCAAUCUGGGCAGCCUGGUGGUUCGCACGCUGUUCCAGCCGCUGGAGGAGGCGGCCUUCGCGGCCUUCAGCGCGUGGGGCGCAGAGGCCGCCGCAGAGGCCGCGACGAAAGAGUCGGUUGCGGGCUCCGCUGCAGAGGGGCCGACCGCCGCUGCGGCGGCGCCGCCAGGGCAAGGGAGCGCAGGGACCAAAGCGGCAGCGGGAGGCCGGAAGGCGGAGCCGUCCAAGGCGGCGGCGGCGGCGGCGGCGGCGGAGCGGCGGCUGGCGCCGCUGGCGGCGGCGCUGGGUCCCAUGGUGAAGGCCGUGUGCGUGCUGGGACUGGCGGCGGCGGCGUUUGGCCCCGCCUACGCCUACACGCUGCUGCGGCUGGUGUACGGCACACGCUGGAGCGAGACGGAGGCGCCGGCGGUGUUGGCUGCGUACAGCGUGUACGUGCUGCUACUGGCGCUGAACGGCAUUGGGGAGGCAUUCGUGCACGCGGUGCUCGACGCCCGGGGCCUGCAGGCCUCUAAUGCGCUGCUGCUUCUGUUCGCGGGCGCGCACGUGGGCGCCUGCGUGGGCCUUGUGGGUCGGCUGGGCGCCCUGGGGAUGGUGGCGGCGGAUGCAGCGAACAUGGUCCUGCGCAUCGCCUACUCCGCAUGGUGCAUCCGCCGCUUCUUCCGACCGCUGCCGUGCUUCUCCCUGCGGCGUGACCUGCUGCCGUCAUCCGCAACCCUUGCGGCCUUCGCGGUCGCCGCGUGUGCCGCCGGCGUUUCAAACUACAUCUUUCUUGUGGCCCCUGGGGUGGACGGCUCCACACCGCAGCGGCUCUUCCUGCGCCGCGCUGCGCCGCAUGUGGCGGUUGCGUUUGGCCUGUUGGCGGUCGUGGGCGGAGUCAUGCUACGGGCGGAGCGUGCAACCCUGCGUCAGGUGAUGGAGAUGCGGAGGCGGCGGGGGCGCGGCAGCGAGGCGAUGGCGAGCAAAAAGGAGGACUGAAGGACGCAUCGGCGUGGCCGGGUGUCUGGCCGGGUGGUCUUAUCGUAGAAGUGGAAGGGCCGGGAGCUGCCACCGCGUGCCGGUCACUGUGUGCGAUAUGUAUGCGAAUGCAAGUUUAAACAACAUACAUAAGCUCGGUAAUCGGAUACGAGCGAGACCGUGCCGUCG
Messenger RNA from Chlamydomonas reinhardtii, 2323 nucleotides. RefSeq lists its product as uncharacterized. Gene Ontology annotation, cellular component: endoplasmic reticulum membrane. Gene Ontology annotation, biological process: dolichol-linked oligosaccharide biosynthetic process; glycolipid translocation. Lineage: Eukaryota; Viridiplantae; Chlorophyta; Chlorophyceae; Chlamydomonadales; Chlamydomonadaceae. The coding region runs from base 104 to 2155 and encodes 683 amino acids. The transcript is spliced from 11 exons. The record is from RefSeq and is a predicted model, not a curated record.